AUGGUUCGUAUCCAUCGUCCGGAUCAGUCGGUUGUGUCAGUGAGCAGUGGUAUGAUGUGCGGCAAUGGAACAAGUUCGUACAACAUUUCGAAUAAAGUUGUAACGGAAAAGUGCUGGUGGUAUAGACGAAGUCCAAGGCCUUUGGCGAUUUGUGGAUCGUUUCAGUUCUUGUUAACGACGAAGAGGCACAUGAUUAUGUCCCGGAAGCGGAUUCCUAAAGAAGGACCUGUACAACCUGUCAAGGGAAGCCGCGCCCGGGAGCCGGGGUCAACGACCUCCUGCAAUCCGUGUCAUAAACAAUCUCAGACCACUUUAUAUCAAUGGCUGUUAAAUUAGACGGACAAUUAGACAGAGAUCUGGCCAUUAUCCUAACACCUUUUGGAUGAAUACAGAACAAUUUGAGAAAAUCACGGUUCUUGCGUGAGUAAAUACACUGAAAGGCUUAUGUGCCAACUAUCACAUGAUAUCUAUAUAAAAAGUUCUAUAAUGAUUCAUUUAUUGCAACUCUAAAAAGGUGUCACACAAUGGAUGGUGUUUAGAAUACCUAUAAACAUUACUAAUUUGUAUUUACUGUCAUUUAUCAGCAUACUGACUAGUAAUCAGGAUUAAAGAAACUUUUCAAUUUAUGUCGACAGCAUCCGUGUUGCCGACACGUGUUAUUUCUAGACCUAUCGAUAUGUUUUCUAUAAAAUCGAUUCGCAAAUCGAUUUCGAUCUAAAUCUCAACUAAACACACAGAGAGAUCGGAAUUAUCUUUCACUGCGUGAUUUAAUUCCAAAGUGAAAUCGUGUUUCUGUUAAAACUAAUUUAUUUAUGAUAUCAAUCAUUGAUCCUUUUCAUAUUCUUUAAAUAUUAGAUGUAAAAUUAACUACGAGGGGAUUAUUUCAAUAAAUGGAUUGUGAAUACACUACAUUAUAUGUUUUGUUAAGCAAUAAAACACUUUUAUCAGUAUUAGCCCUAUCAAUGCUAUCUAUAAUGCUUGCUUGCUGCUUUAUUAAAUAAAUACAAUUUUAUUUCCACAAUUUUACAGCAAAAUAUUAGUGUUACGAGUAGUUUGUUUAGGAAUUUGUUUAAAAAUAAGUUUAAUGUUGUUAUGGGUUUCUUACGGUAUAUAUAUGCAGACUAUCUUCACAGUAGUAGACUUUAGUUGCAAAAUAUUCAUUCAAUUGUGAAGUAAUAUAAUGAAAAUGUCUAUUUCAAUGUAUAAUGCUCUUAAAUCAUAAAGGGAUGUGGUCAAAUUGUUUGCUUAAUAAGCCUUGUAAGAAAAAACGGAGUUUAAAUAUAUAUUUUUUUUAUUUUGAUGAGAAGAAUACCAUUUUGGUGAGAAGAAUACCAAAAUAACUUCACACACCAAUUGACAUCCUGAGCAUUUUAAGCACCGAAUAAUUAAAUGUGUGCGUUUGGUUGCGUGAAGGUAUUUAAAUUGAAGAGAUUUUUAACGACUAUGAAUAACAACGGACACAUCAUCACGAUUCGUGAUCGCUUUUCGACUUAAUUGAUUAUCAUGAGAUUAGAAUUUUGAUCACAAAGAUUUAUCUAUAUCAUUCACAUCUUAUGGAUAAAAGUAGAAAUUGAAGGAAUUAUUCAUUUGACGUUACUCCUUUUUCCGAUUAGAGUUUUCUUUUCUUUGUUUUUUUUUCUUUCUAUUUUUCUGAUGUUGAUCCGAUGUAGCGCCGUCGCCGAUUAUAUAAAAUGGCGUACUUUAUUCUGCGCAGGUUAAACUUAACGUCAAAGUGGACCGGCGCAACCCACCGUGUAUGUCUGUCACUUGUAUUAAUACUAACUAUUAACACUUGUUCGUAUAGAAGUUUAUCCUAGUGGCGACAUCUUGUUUAAUUAACCGACUAGUAACUGGUAUUCAACCAGCGUGGUACGUGCGGAGUCUAAUUCGUAUACCUUGAUUUAUAUAAAACAUAUUGCACCUGGAUUUAAUUUGUUAUAUUGCAAUGAUAUUCAAGAAGUACUUAAUAUGUUUUAGACUUCUAAUAAAAAUCAGUACAAAUUGUUCGAUCUAACAUUAAUGUGUUAAAAGUUAAGUUUUAAUUAAAUAAGUCUUGGUUAUUUACUUAUUAAUUAAUUUUAUUAUUGCUUUGAGCAAGUCCGUUGACAUUUAAUAAUCGUGGUCUGCAUGGAACAGAUAUACAGAUGUUUAUCUUUUAUGCAUUAUAUUAAAAUACUGUACUUUUGAUA
Plodia interpunctella (Indianmeal moth) is the source of this 2189-nucleotide messenger RNA. RefSeq lists its product as uncharacterized. Lineage: Eukaryota; Metazoa; Arthropoda; Insecta; Lepidoptera; Pyralidae. Bases 1 to 336 code for a protein of 111 amino acids. The transcript is spliced from 5 exons. The record is from RefSeq and is a predicted model, not a curated record.